Molecule: messenger RNA, 1673 nt
Organism: Vigna angularis (adzuki bean)
Lineage: Eukaryota; Viridiplantae; Streptophyta; Magnoliopsida; Fabales; Fabaceae
Product: RNA-directed DNA methylation 4
Exons: 11
Coding region: 369-1568 (399 amino acids)
Source: RefSeq, a predicted model, not a curated record
GUUGGAGUUACAAGCUCAAAGCCUUCGAGGUGUAGGGGAAACGCUCUUCUGGAAGUCCAUUUUCUUCCUUUCUUCCUCUUCGUUAGUUCUCUCUCCUCUUUUAUCUUUUUUUCUUUCUUUUUCGAAAACCCUAAGGUAGGGGAAUCUUUUGCGCGAGAAAGAGAGGUGGGAGGAAACCGGUAUUGCUCCGGGAGAGUAAAAAUAAAAGGAGUGAGGGAUGGUUGUGGAGAUAAGGUUUUAGUUUUUUUUCAGAAAUGAUGGCACUAGGUUGAGAGAGGGGAAACUGGUGAAGAUGGUGAAGUCAAUCAUGUUAGGGUUUUCUUUAGGGUUGUUUUGUGAAUUUGGUGAGAGGUUAUAUAGGGGCUGUGAUGGGUGAGUGCAGGGCACCGAGAGAGAUUGUUCUUGGACGCCAGAGAAGGAACGCGAGAGUUGGGAACGUGGUACGCGAAGUGAAUCGAGAGUUGCCGGGAAAGGGAAAUCGAACCAGGCUGGAGAAGUUUGAGAACAUGGCCGAAAGCUCUUCGGCUGCGCCUGCACUACUGAAACCUGUGGUGGUCAGGGUCAAACGCAAGCCCUCUCAGUCCCCACUUGAUGCUUUCUGGCUGGAAAUUAAUGAGAGACCCUUGAAACGUUCUCUCUUGGAUCUUGGAAAUUUAACAAUCUCUGGUUCUGCUCAAAAGGUGGAAUUUCAUAACAAGAAGGUUUUUGUUCAACAUGUGGAGACAAUAAGCAGCUCUGAGGUCACCUUUGAUAUUGUGCAAUCCUUUGUGGAUCCUGGUUCCAGUUGUGCUUCUAUUUUGAAGUCGAAAUUUGAGGAAAGAAAGAACUUCUUCAAGAGGAAUAAUAAGCAAGAUCAGCUAUUGGUUAAAGCUAAACAAGAAAAGGAGUCUUUGGCAAAAGAUGCUCGCUUUGAACAAAUAUGGAAAAGAAGGAAGGGAAACAAAGGCACAGGGUCAACACAUGAUAAAGAAUUACAAGAAAUAUGCAACUUCUAUGACAUUGUUCGCGUUGACAAUGAAGAGAAAAAGAAGGAAGUGCAACAGCAAGAAAUCUCAUUGGAGGAUCAAAGACUUCUGUCUAGUUACCUUCCUUUACUGAGAGAAUUUAUUCCUAAUGCGGCUGAAGAGGUUGAAGCCGAUUUGAUUGCUCAUUUGAGUGGUCAUUCCAAAGGAGAGAAUUAUGUGUAUGACCUAUACACUGUGACGGAUGAGAUGGAUAUAAACCCAGAAGAUACUUUAGCUUCUUAUCCACUUGUUCAAGUUGAGGAGGAGGAGGACUAUUAUGAUGGCCCAGAUGAUUCAGAUUAUGAAUCUGAUGACUCAAAUGCUGAAAACAAUCCAUUGAAUGAUUAUCCGGAUGAGAUUUCUGAAGAGGAUGAAGAAGAGGUUGAAGAUUCCGAGAGUGAAUCAGAAGGUGUAAAUGGCGAUGCUAGUAACGAAUCAUCAAACGAGGAUACAGAACAUCAUGGUUUUUCCAAAGAUGAUGCUGAUCCAUAUGAUGAGGAUUUUGAUGAGUAUGAAGGUGUUUGUAAUGAUGAAGAUGAAGAUUGGAGGUGGUCGUGCCGAUGAAGUUGACUUUGUUUUAUUUUGCUGUUUGAUUUUGUUGAAGGAACGAAAAUGUUGAUGUUGAUGUUAUAUCUAUGGGGUGGGGUAAAAGUUUUGAACAAAAUCAAA